Molecule: messenger RNA, 2743 nt
Organism: Alosa sapidissima (American shad)
Lineage: Eukaryota; Metazoa; Chordata; Actinopteri; Clupeiformes; Clupeidae
Gene: rhot2
Product: ras homolog family member T2
Exons: 19
Coding region: 161-2008 (615 amino acids)
Biological process (GO): small GTPase-mediated signal transduction; mitochondrion transport along microtubule; mitochondrion organization
Cellular component (GO): mitochondrial outer membrane
Molecular function (GO): GTP binding; calcium ion binding; GTPase activity
Source: RefSeq, a predicted model, not a curated record
GAACCGGAAGUACCAAUAGUAACGUUAGUUCGUUUCUCCUUGUAAACUGAAAUGGGUCAACCGCUGUCAGAAAUUUCCAAGUAAGGUUACAUAGCAACACAGUAAAAGUUAAAAAGUAAGGCGUUUCUAAUUAGCAAACCGUCUGAAAGGGGACGGAGACAUGAAACGCGAUGUUAGGAUACUCCUUCUGGGAGAACCCAAGGUGGGGAAGACUUCUCUCAUCAUGACCCUGGUGGGGGAGGAGUUUCCUGAACAGGUGCCCUUACGCGCGGAGGAGAUCACUAUACCUGCAGACGUCACACCUGAGAAGGUGCCCACUCACAUAGUGGAUUACUCAGAGACUGAACAGACUGACGAGGUACUGAGAGAAGAGAUUGUUAAGGCCAACGUUGUGUGUGUGGUGUAUGAUGUUACGCAAGAGGAAACCAUUGACAAGAUCAGAACCAGAUGGAUUCCACUGGUGAACGGGGGAGCAGAAAAAGGGAAAAAAGUUCCCAUAAUCCUCGUGGGGAACAAGUCUGACCUGCGCUCGGGCAGCUCCAUGGAAACCAUCCUGCCAAUCAUGAAUCAGUUCUCAGAGAUAGAGACGUGCGUGGAGUGCUCUGCAAAGAACCUGAAGAACAUCUCCGAGCUGUUCUACUACGCCCAGAAAGCUGUUCUGCACCCAACCGCUCCACUCUAUGAUCCAGAGGACAAACAGCUGAAGGCACUGUGUGUUCGCGCCCUGAGUCGGAUUUUCAGCAUCUCGGAUCAGGACAACGACCGGCUCCUGAGUGACACAGAACUCAACACCUUCCAGAAAUCAUGCUUUGGGAAUCCUCUAGCUCCUCAGGCACUUGAGGACGUGAAAACAGUCGUCUGGAAAAACACCAGCGAUGGGGUUUUGGACAACGGCCUCACACUCAAUGGCUUCCUGUUCCUAAACACACUCUUCAUCCAGAGAGGCCGCCACGAGACCACCUGGACCAUCCUGCGUCGCUUUGGCUACGAUGACACACUCGAGCUUACAGACGACUACCUCUACCCACAACUGAGAGUGCAACUAGGCUGCUCUACAGAGCUCAAUCACCUGGGCCACCAGUUCCUGCAGAAGGUCUUCGACAAGUAUGAUGAGGACAGGGACUGUGCCCUCUCUCCGGCCGAGCUGAAGAAUCUCUUUAGUGUCUUUCCCUACAUGCCCUGGGGCAACGAGGCCUACUCGUCAGUCAAGACCAAUGACAACAACUACGUCCCACUACAGGGCUUCCUCUGCCAGUGGAUGCUGUGGGCCUAUGUGGAUGUCCAGCGGUGUAUGGAGUAUCUGGGUUACCUUGGUUACCCCAUUCUCACAGAGCAGGACUCCCAGACUACAGCAAUCACAGUGAGCAGAGAGAAGGCCCUGGACCUGGAGAAAGGGCAGACGCAGCGUUCGGUGUUCCUCUGUAAGGUGAUUGGUCCACGGGGGACAGGAAAAACCAACUUCCUGCAGGCCUUCCUUGGCCGGAAUCUCACGAGAGCAGACGUCUCCUCAGCUGCCGUCUCUCCCUACGCCAUCAACUCUGUUCAGGUUAACAAUCAGGAGAAACACCUCAUUCUGUUUGAGGUGGACGUUGAGACGGAGUUCCUGAAAGCAGCGGAUGCGGGCUGUGAUGUUGCUUGCCUUAUGUAUGACACCACAGAUCCUCAGUCCUUCAGCUACUGUGCCAGCAUCUACAAGCAGCACUACAUGGACAGCGGUGUGCCGUGCGUGCUGGUCAGCAGUAAAGUGGACGAGGCGGAGGUGGCACAGCAGUACGGCAUGACGCCGGCUGAGUUCUGCUACAAGCACCGCCUGCCCCCACCCAUGCCCUUCACCCGGCUGCACCCGGACACACGCAUCUACUCCAAGAUCACCUGGGCCGCCAUGUACCCGCACCUGAACGGUUCGGAGAUGAGCAGCACCUCCUUCUGGUUGCGGGUGGCACUGGGCACUGCCAUGGUUACCGUGCUCGGGUUCGCCCUCUACAGAGCCCUGAACCGCUCCAAAUAACACACGCUCUCUCCUCUCCUCUUCCCUCUCUCUCUCCCUCUCUCCUCUUCCUCGGUCACUCCAUCCUUCCCCCUCUCUCUGGCUCAUCUCUCUUUCAUUGAUAUUGCUUCCCAUUCUUAUCUUUCCCUCUCUCCUCUCUCUCUCCUUUUCCACAUCAUUGUUCUCUCGCUCUUUCUCUUCCUCUCUCUGCCCCCCCCUCUCUCUCUGCCUUACUGCGCUGAAAUGAGGCUAAACCAAGCGCUAUUGUUGCUGUAGUUCAGGUAGCCAUGGUUACCAUUGUGAUGAGUACAGUACCUACAGCAUGGACGGGACGGGCAUUUUCGACUUCCGUACUUCCUCUCAAACACAAACAUGUAUGUGCACAUACAUACACACAUGCACACACGCACACACACACACACACACACACAGUGUUGGCCACCACCAACAAAACAAACUUUUGACCUCCAACCUGACCCUUGGCCUCCGGACCGGACAAUGCCUUUGCCAAAACAGAAGACUGAGCUCAUCAACAUAUCUUCGACUGGAAUAUGAGAUUAGAAGUGUGUGUGUGAGAGAGAGACUGAGAGUGUGUUUGAGCAUGUGUGUGUAUAUGCUUUUCUUUUUGCCUGCAUCAGCAAAAUGGACAGUCGCUGAAUCUUUUUGACUUGUAGAUGGGGACCGGAUUCAAUAUCACCAUUUCACACAAAGGUCAAACGUUAUGGAGACCAAAUAAACCACAAUACUGGAUAUGUA